Molecule: messenger RNA, 586 nt
Organism: Adelges cooleyi (spruce gall adelgid)
Lineage: Eukaryota; Metazoa; Arthropoda; Insecta; Hemiptera; Adelgidae
Exons: 3
Coding region: 56-586 (176 amino acids)
Source: RefSeq, a predicted model, not a curated record
CUUUUUUCAUUUAUCUACGGAGGUUAGUGUAUAUGACGAUGGUUUUGGAAAGAAAAUGCGUCAAGAAAUGAUUAGUAAGGUUGCACUAAGACCAACUGCCACUGAAAUAACCGUCGCGCUGUCGGAAUCAGACGUUUUUCGAGAUAUUCAAGUUGAACAUUUACAACCAUUCUUCUAUGGGGGACAGUAUUCGGUUGAUUUUAUUCAGCUAUUGAAUACAUACAAGACAUUGAGCUCCGAUCCCAUUGAAUUGAGCAGCGACGAAAUAGCAAUACUGACCUCAAAUUAUAACGACGAUUCAAAAACCAAUAGAAUUCUUACUCAAUUUAAAUUCUGCCGCAAAAUGCAAGAAAUACAGUGCACGAAUAUCUUACUUUUGAAGUUUAGUUUACCGAAAGUCAAAAGUUCUUUAAAAGUUAUUGCUGACUACGUGUACAAUAUGAUAGAAAUGUCAUACAGAGGGAAAUUUUUAAAUCAUCUCGGGGGUAAGACGACCCCAGAAGCGUUUGACCAUUACGCCAUCAGGCCAGAAUGCAGGUUCGAGGACCUCAUCAAGCUUCUCCGCAGGCAAGCGUACGUGGAAUGA